UCCACGGAAACACUGCAAGUGUCUACUCCAAGACCUAGGACUUCCGUUUCGGUCCAGCGGGGCUGCGGCCAUUGUUUGUGUGGACUGAGUGUUUUGGCCAUAACGGUCCACUCUCACAGGCUCCGUUAAGUGACGUGAACUCUUGGGAGGACUGAGCCAGAAGCGGACAGGGCAAGACGAGCUGUGUUUGAAGGAAGAGAGGCAGAAAAUCGAGGGUCAGGGACUGAGAAGCGACUCCGGUUUAGAAACCUCGGAGACACCGGUGUAGGAACCUACCUGUGAUCAGCAAGGAAAGACUGGGUUGGCAAAGGCUCAUGCCCCCAUUUUACAGCUCAGCCAUCUCAGCACUACCCUUCCCGAGAAGAGGAACACAAAGGAGGAAGGAAUGUACACUGUUUUCCUCAUAGUCUGAUCCCAGCCUUUCCUGAAUUUGUUUCUCUUCUUAAUUGACUUAUUAGAAAAAUAGAAAGCCUGAUCUUUGACCAGAUGGCAGUAACAUUUGAAGAUGUCACUAUUAUUUUUACUUGGGAGGAGUGGAAAUUCCUGGAUUCUUCUCAAAAAAGGCUCUACAGGGAGGUCAUGUGGGAGAACUACACAAAUGUCAUGUCAGUAGAAAACUGCAAUAAGAGCUACAAAUCCCAAGAAGAAAAAUUCAGAUACUUAGAAUAUGAAAAUUUUUCCUGCUGGCAAGGCUGGUGGAAUGCUGGUGCUCAGAUGUGUGAGAAUCAGAACUAUGGGGAAACUGUUCAAGGGAAAGAUUCCAAAGACUUAACACAGCAAGAUCGCUCCCAGUGUCAGAAAUGGUUAAUACUUUCCACACAAGUACCAGGGUGUGGGAACUAUGAACUGACUUUUGAAAGCAAAAAUCGCAGGAACUUAAAAUAUAAAAAUUUUAUACCUUGGCAGUCCUUAGAAACAAAAACCACCCAAGACUAUGGUAGAGAAAUCUACAUGAGUGGUUCACAUGGUUUUCAAGGGGGCAGAUACCAUCUUGGCAUAUCCAGGAAAAACCUCUCCAUGGAAAAAGAACAGAAGCUCAUAGUUCAGCAUUCUUAUAUCCCAGUGGAGGAAGCCCUUCCACAGUAUGUUAGGGUGAUAUGUCAGAAAGACCUACUGAAAGAUUCAAUGGAAGAAAACUACUGUGGAUGUAAUAAAUGUAAAGAAAUUUAUUGUUGGAACUCACGGUGUAUUUUCCACAAGAGAAAUCAACCUGGAGAAAACCUCUGUCAAUGUUCUAUCCGUAAAGCAUGCUUCUCUCAGAGAUCAGCCUUGUGUAGACAUCCAAGAAUCCACAUAGGUAAGAAGCUGUAUGGAUAUGAUAAAGUUGACAGUAACUUUCAUCAGAGCUCAGGAGUUCACUUUCAUCAGAGAGUUCACAUAGGGGAGGUACCUUACAGCUGUAAUGCAUGUGGUAAGAGCUUCAGCCGGAUCUCUAGUCUUCACAAUCAUCAAAGAGUUCACACAGAAGAGAAAUUCUAUAAAAUUGAGUGUGAUAAAGACCUCAGUAGGAAUUCAUUACUUCACAUUCACCAGAGACUUCACAUAGGAGAGAAGCCUUUUAAGUGCAAUCAGUGUGGUAAGAGUUUUAAUCGGAGUUCAGUACUUCAUGUUCAUCAGAGAGUCCACACAGGAGAAAAACCAUAUAAGUGUGAUGAGUGUGGUAAGGGCUUCAGCCAGAGCUCAAAUCUUCGAAUUCAUCAGUUAGUACACACAGGAGAGAAGUCUUAUAAAUGUGAAGACUGUGGUAAGGGCUUUACCCAACGCUCAAAUCUUCAAAUUCAUCAGAGAGUGCAUACAGGAGAGAAACCUUAUAAAUGUGACGACUGUGGGAAGGACUUUAGUCACAGCUCAGAUCUUCGCAUUCAUCAGAGAGUCCAUACAGGGGAGAAACCCUAUACUUGUCCUGAAUGUGGGAAGAGCUUCAGUAAGAGUUCAAAGCUUCACACUCAUCAAAGAGUACAUACUGGAGAGAAACCCUACAAAUGUGAAGAGUGUGGCAAGGGAUUCAGUCAGCGUUCACAUCUUCUCAUUCAUCAGAGAGUCCAUACAGGAGAAAAGCCCUAUAAAUGUGAUGAUUGUGGAAAGGGUUUUAGUCACAGUUCUAAUCUUCACAUUCAUCAGAGGGUCCAUACAGGAGAGAAACCUUAUCAAUGUGCUAAGUGUGGUAAAGGUUUCAGUCAUAGCUCAGCUCUUCGAAUUCAUCAAAGAGUCCACGCAGGAGAGAAACCUUAUAAAUGCCAUGAAUAUUAUAAGGGAUUUGAUCAUAAUUCACAUCUCCACAAUAAUCAUAGAAGAGGAAACUUAUAAAUAUUGUUCAUUUAGUUAACAGCUUCAAUCAAAGUUUACCUAACCUUUAAACCCUAAAAUGCUGCUGAUAAGGAAAUCUUAUAAAUAACACAAGUAAUCCCAAGCAACAUUUAUAGUUUCCCCUAUCUCCCACUAAGAAUUAUUUGCUUCAAAAGGAGAUCUUUAGAAAAAUCCCUAUAUAUUUAAAAUUAUUGUGUAUUUUUCUUUACCUACUAUAAAUAUAAUAGUCAUAAAAUAUAUUAAACAUUUAAGGAGAAAACUCUUCAUUCUAUUUCAUUCUAGUCUUUUUUUCUGUGCAUUUUAGUGUGCGUGAAAUUAUAUUGUGUGUUCAACUUUGUAUUUUCACUGACUUCAAAACACUUAAAUUUUGGUUUGAAUUGAAACUGGCUGGCCAUCUGUUAAACAACAUCUCUUAUCUCCCCUAAAAAGUCCCUAGGAAGUAACAGAAAAGAUGGAAACACACAGAACUUAAAACUCAGUUUUGGCCAGUAGAAUUCAGUUGUUUAUGGACACAAGCCACCUAAUAAAAGAUAGGAAAGCAUUGUAUGACCUUGUGUCUGAGACAGUGUUCUCUGAGUUAUCUCUGUCAACCAGAAAACCCAGGGACUGUCCUUCUGUUGCAGGGGUGCUUCACUUUGAGGUGACCACAGUGCACUCUUAUCCCUUCCGUUUCCUGGUUUUCCAUGCUUAAUAAUAGGUUCAGAUACCAAACAACAAGAAGUACAGAAUUUUCUCUAAGUAAGGUGUGAAGGGUAUGGACAAAAGUGCUAGAAAUGGAAGAUACUCUAUUAGUUUGGAAUUGGAGAUCCAAGCAGUAGAAUUUUAUUUAAUCUCAGUAGAACGGAGUGGUAAUAGAGAAAUAUCUGCAAGGACAGCAUUGAACUCAGAAGUCUGUGCAACGAUGAACCCUGAAGCUAAUUAUGUAAGAAGAGAGUUUGGCCAUUAUGUCAGAAUAGUUAAAGUUAAUAGGUAUACACAGUCCUAAUUAUUGAUAUACAAAUAAGUAAUACCAAGAGAAAAAAAAAGUGGGCAUGUUUAGGAAAAUUGGAAUUGCAAUACUGAAGAAAAGAAUAUCAUCCUAAAGACUUGGAAACGUAUUGCCCUGAAAAUUAGCUGCUGCAGGCUUCAGAGGAAAUUUCCAAAAAUGUUGGUGUCCUCAGUGGCAUAACAGAGAACCUGAACUCAAUAAAACUAGAGUAGAAAAACACAAGUAGAGAAGAGUCUCUAAAGUAAAAAGAGAAAUAGGUACAACAAAGAAGGACUUCACGGAGCUCUGAAAUGCUGUAUCAAAAUAAAUGCAAUAAAAAGUACAAUUAACACUGAAGAAUAUAAAAUAAUUGAUAGGUAAUGGAUAAACUUGAUCUGAUCUUAAAUGUAUCUGAAAAGGAUAAUGAGAUGAACACUAAGAAAAGACAGAUAGGAAUAUUAGAGGAUGGAGAUCCAGGGUGAGAAUUAUAGGUUUCUCUAAGGAAGGUGAAAGAACAUUUGGCAUGGAAUCAAUGAUCAAAGACAUUAAGAAACUUUUUCUGAGUUAAAAGUAUACGGUCACUAAAUUUUAGGCAAAACCAGUAUUAAAGCAACCUUAGAAACAGCUUAGAAAGAAGCAAUUAAAAGCAUGCAGAAAGAAAAAUUCUGGUUAUCUGUAAAACCAAAAAGGGAGGGUGGAUACAGACCUCUGCAACGGUAACCCAGAAGGCAAUGGAACAGCACCUUCAGAAUUUUGAGAUUUGGAAAGUUUAUUAUCACCAAACAGUUUUAUAACAAAAGUGUCUUUCAUAUGUUCAGGAAACAAAUAUUUUUGAUAAGCAAGAAAACAGUGUAGCAUACAUGUGCCUUAAAGAGUUUGUGAAUGUGGAAAUCAUGGUAUAAAAGGACUAGUGAUGAGCACUGAAAUCAAUUAAACAUGCAGUUGUCUGAAUAGUUUCCACAACUUCAAAAAAUUAAAUGUGCAAGAAAAUAUAUAAAUGCUGAGUGUAAAAUGUACAAAUGCUGAGUCUGGGUAGGAGAGUAAAGUCAGGAUACCCAGUUCAUAUAAGCAAAGAAUAAUUGUUUUAGUAUAAGGAUGUCCCAAAUAUUGCAUGGGACUUACACUAAAAUUUCAUACAUUUGAAAUUCAAAUUUAACUGGUCAUUUCUGUUUUUAUUUGCUACAUCCAGCAACCGGAGAGAGAGCAUAAGUGCCACAUUUCUGAUCUUAAAUAGCAGGGACUCAUAAUAACAUUUUCUUUUUGACUGACAAUUUAAGAAAAGUCUUUUUUUUCAAACCUAAAAUUACAACUUAAAAAAAUUCAUAUACCUUUCAAAAUGGGAGAAGAUAAAAGCACAAAUUAUUCAGUCUCUAUAGCAAUGACUACCAAAACAAUCCCCAAGAAGAUGGCCUAAAAUAUUAAAAUAAAUGGAUCAAGAUGAUUAAAGCUGAAUGUAUCAAAAUAUAUUCAAUGCUUCAUUUUAAAAUAUUGAAAACACUGGGUUAAACAUUUCUAAUUAUGUGCUAUAACAGAUGAAAAUGCAAUAUUGCUUAAAUGUGAGACCAGGUGAAAGUUUAUUAGACAAACAUAAAGGAGUACCUACAAUAUGUUUUUAAAGGUGUUAAAAAUGCACUAAGUUAAACUCAUUAAGUUGGGUAAAAAUAUAAAAUCAUUAGUUUUCUAAACUCUUGCAUAAUUCAGAAAAUGUAAUGGUCAAAAAAUCUGGUUUUUAAUAAUUUAAAGAGGAACAAAUAAAAAUGCAGCAUGAAAAUAAUAAUAAAGGGGAAAUAUAAAAGAG
This is a messenger RNA of Chlorocebus sabaeus (green monkey), 5072 nucleotides long. It is a transcript of the gene ZNF214, whose product is annotated as zinc finger protein 214. Gene Ontology annotation, molecular function: RNA polymerase II cis-regulatory region sequence-specific DNA binding; DNA-binding transcription factor activity, RNA polymerase II-specific. Lineage: Eukaryota; Metazoa; Chordata; Mammalia; Primates; Cercopithecidae. The record is from RefSeq and is a predicted model, not a curated record. Gene Ontology annotation, biological process: regulation of transcription by RNA polymerase II.